AGAUGUAUUUGAAAUUAAGUAAAAAAUGACGAUUAUUAAUUUUUUUUUAACUACUUAAUAAUAUUACUUAAAAUACGAAUUAUUGUUUUAAAUAAUUAGACGUGGAUUAGGAACAUAAAAUGGUACGACCAUUUGAACUGAGUGGGUCUGUAGUUAACACUGCUGACAGAUCGAUUUGCGCGGAAAAUAAAGCAACAUUCUAACGUGUGUUUACCUAAAAAGUGUUUAUUAUUUUUAUUUUUUAUAUUAUUUACCUAAUUCGAAUAUGUCAUUAAACGAGUGGACUGUGUAAUGGGCGAGCGACUUGCAAUGAAGAAAAUACCAUCGCCGAGCCAACGCUCGAAUUAUUCCAUGAGGCAUCUGCCUCACGACCGUCACUGACAAAACCAUGUUCAUUCGUUUAGCAUGUUGCCGUCUAUUGAGACACCGAAAGUUGAUCUACAUUUCUAUAUUCAUUUCAUUUCUGCUGUCCUUUGUUUAUGUAGUUGUUCUGCCACACGUCUUUACGCUUCUCCAGAAACCUCCUAAAAUUCAAGAAGUCCGUCAGUAUGUUAUUCCCGAAGACAGUCCAAUUGUUCCGACAAACUCUCGAUGCACAUUCUACGAUUGUUUCAAUAUAUAUAGGUGUGGCCAUAAGUUUAAUGGUGAUUUUAAAGUUUAUGUUUAUCCGAUGGCCAGACAUGUUGACAAGGAUUUCAUUCCCAUCGGGGGUAAAAUUUCCAAAGAAUAUCAUACUAUAUUGAGUGCAAUAGUAGAGAGCCAGUACCAUACAACAAAUCCAGAAGAAGCAUGUGUUUUUGUGUCAUCAAUUGAUACAUUAAAUCAAAACCGGUUUCGAGUGAAAGAAACAUCACAGGCUCUUGCAUUAUUACCACAUUGGAAUGAUGGACAGAACCAUUUAAUAUUUAAUAUGGUGCCUGGAACAGCACCAGACUAUAAAACUGUUGUUGAUUUAUCCAUUGGUAAAUCCAUGGUUGCUGGUGCAGGUUUUGAUUCUUGGACAUAUAGAUCAUCUUUUGAUAUUUCAAUAGCAAUUUAUAGCAAUUUAGCAGUUUCUUUAAGUAAUAACUAUACCUUUAAAUACAGGACAACAUUUAUUAGCACAGUUCAAACAAAUCUUCACAAUGAUUUCAUUACUUCUUUGAAAUCAAUUGAAAAACAAAAAUCAAUGACACAGAAUAUAACAACUUCAACUAUUAGAGUUAUAGAACCUUGCUCACAUAGUGGACACGAUAGAACAAUAAUUUGCCACGAAAACAUUACUUAUAACUAUGCAGACAUACUUGCUGACAGUGUAUUUUGCUUGAUAUUGCCUGGUCCACGGCUAAUGGAUAUGGUUUUUAUUGAUGCAUUGGCUGCUGGAUGCAUACCAAUAGUAGCUAUUAAUCAUGUUGUAUUACCUUUUUUUGAAGUUAUAGACUGGAAAAGAGCCGUAAUUAUGUGGAGUGAAACUGAAUUAAAUACUUUACUAGAUGUAGUUUCUGGUAUUCCUUUGGACCGACGGAAAGAAAUGUCAGCUCAAGGCCGUUGGCUAUAUCAGACAUAUUUAUCAUCAUUGAAAAAAAUUACCAUGACUACUCUUAAGAUAUUAAGCCAAAGACUGCAUCCACAUAGCUCGAAUUUUUAUGAAAAUUGGAAUUUAAGACCACAUCCCGUAUCUGCCAGAAAUCCAUUAUUCCUACCAUAUAUGUCAGAUUCUUCAGGAUUCACAGCUAUUAUAUUAUCCUAUGAUAGAAUAGAUAGUUUGUUUACACUAAUAAAUAUGAUCAGUAAGGCGCCAAGUCUGCAAAAGAUUAUUGUUGUUUGGAAUAAUCAGUUAAAAUCUCCACCGCAUUUGUGGCCAAAAAUUGAUGUAUCUCUAAAGGUUGUACAAACAACAGCAAACAAACUAUCAAAUCGAUUUUUCCCCUAUAGAGAAAUUGAAACAGAAGCAGUUUUAUCUCUGGACGAUGAUAUACUUAUGUUGACCUUAGAUGAAAUUGAAUUUGGAUUUCAGGUUUGGAAAGAAUUUCCUGAUCAUAUAGUAGGUUUCCCAUCUAGAACUCAUGUAUGGAAUAACAAAACUAAUACUUGGAAAUAUGAAUCGGAAUGGAAAAAUGAAAUAUCUAUGGUAUUGACCGGGGCAGCAUUUUACCAUAAAUAUUGGAAUCAAGCUUAUACAUAUAUCAUGCCUAAUAAUAUCAAACAAUGGGUAGAUGAUCAUAUGAACUGUGAAGACAUUGCGAUGAACUUUUUAGUGUCCAAUACUACCAACAAAGCUCCAAUUAAAGUAACUCCUAAAAAGAAGUUCAAGUGUCCGCAAUGUACAAAUACUGAAAUGUUAUCAGCUGACCAAGGACACAUGGCUACAAGAACAUCAUGUGUGAACAUGUUUACUGCUAUUUAUGGUAGAAUGCCGUUAAAGACUGUCGAGUAUAGAGUUGAUCCUGUUUUGUACAGAGAUGUAUUUCCAACAAAAUUGAAGAGGUAUAACAAUGUUGGAGAAUUGUGAUCAUAUUGUGCUAUAUUCACUUUUGAGACUUGUGAUCAAAACCUGUGACAUUCAUUAUUUUAAGUUUUUUAUUUUUUCUUUAUUUUUCUCCAUUGUCAUUUUAAAGUCAAUCUGUAAUCAUAUUAAAUAUUUAUUAUUAUAUAUUUUAUUAAUAAAUUCAAUUGAUCAGCAUUAGGUAUUAUUUUUAAUGAGUAAUUGAAUUUAUUUGAAUUAUGUAUAAUACUAUUGUGUUUAAUUUAAAUGAGCUUAGCAUUUAUAGACUUAUGUUAGUUACCAUAAAGAUUUAUUUUACUCAUAUUGAAACAUUUUUUUUAUUUAAAAGAAAUGUGUAGCCUUGGGUUGCGUCAUUGAAAUAAUUCACCCGUUACUUUUUUGAAUGAUUUUGGUGUGCAUAUUUCUUUCUUUUAUAAUACCUUUGUAAAUCCUGCCUCAAUUAUUCAGCCAUCACUAGAUUGUUUUCCUAUUUUAUACAUGUUAUUUAGAUAAUUAAUUGUUUUUAAUUUGUUUUUGAAAAACUUUGUUAUUUUUAAUAUGCAUAAACAUUCAAUUAUGUAUAAAUUGAUUAAGAACAACUCAUGUAAUAAAUAAUUUAAAACAAUAAUUAUAAAAUUGCCAUUCCAUGUAAACUAUCACGAACUUGAAAAAGUGUACUUGUACCAGUUUCAAAAUAUUUAUAAUUACUAAUUAGGAUAUUAUUGUUUUAAUUUUUUUUUAUUUAUGUUUAAGAUUAUAAUUGUUGAAUAAUUUGUAAACAAGACUAAAGAUUGGCCAUAAAUAAUACGUUAAAAUAUAUUUUAGCAAACGAUGUAAGUUAAUAGUAUAAUACAGAA
Myzus persicae (green peach aphid) is the source of this 3321-nucleotide messenger RNA. It is a transcript of the gene sotv, whose product is annotated as exostosin-2. The coding region runs from base 389 to 2491 and encodes 700 amino acids. Gene Ontology annotation, cellular component: membrane. The transcript has 10 exons. The record is from RefSeq and is a predicted model, not a curated record. NCBI's taxonomy places the organism in Eukaryota, Metazoa, Arthropoda, Insecta, Hemiptera, Aphididae. Gene Ontology annotation, molecular function: glycosyltransferase activity.